GAUACGUUUCCCGGGGACACCAGGAAGCGAUGGGGGAGCCUUUGGGGCUUUUCUUCUCGCCUCCUUCCUUCCCGUAGGUGACCCAGGAAGUCAGGCGCGCUCGGCUACCGGGGCUGCAGGCUGCCCCAGGAGGCGGAGAAGGGCGAGGAGGGAGGCUGAGCAGCGGCUGGGAAGGCAGAGCCAGGAGUGCGGGCUUACACACCCAGCAGAGAAGCCAUGACAACAUUGAUCCAUCGAGGGAAACGUGUGGAAGUCGGGAAGCAUGCAGACAAGCGGCUGGAGGCCGAAGAACAUGCUGUGGUCAACCAGACUUUGGGGGAAGAGGAUCCCGGAGACUCCAAGGACAUCCGUCUUACUCUCAUGGAAGAGAUCUUGCUUUUGGGUCUGAAGGACAAAGAGGGCUACACAUCCUUCUGGAAUGACUGCAUUUCUUCGGGGCUGCGAGGGGGCAUCCUAAUUGAGCUGGCCAUGCGAGGGAGGGUACAGCUGGAGCCCCAGUCCAUGAGGAAAAAACGCCUGCUGGAUCGAAAGGUCCUCAUCAAGUCAGAUGCCCCAACUGGAGAUGUGCUGCUUGAUGAGACCCUCCGCCAUCUCAAGGCCACCGAGUCACCCGAGACGGUGCAAACCUGGAUUGAGUUGCUCACAGGUGAAACCUGGAAUCCCUUCAAGCUGCAGUACCAGCUCCGUAACGUCCGCGAGCGGAUUGCCAAGAACCUGGUGGAGAAGGGCAUCCUGACCACCGAGAAGCAGAACUUCCUCCUCUUCGACAUGACCACCCACCCUGUCACCAACACCACGGAGAAGCAGCGGCUGGUGAAACGGCUUCAGGAGAGCCUCCUCGACAGGUGGGUCAACGACCCCCACCGCAUGGACAGGAGGACUUUGGCGCUGCUGGUCCUGGCCCACGCCUCGGACGUCCUGGAGAACGUCUUUGCCAGCCUGGUGGAUGAGAAGUACGAUGUGGCGAUGAAUAGGUCCAAGGAUCUGAUGGAUAGGGACCCCGAGGGGGAGGCCGCCAAGGCAGCGGGCACCGAGAUGAUCUGGGCCGUGUUGGCGGCCUUCAAUAAAUCCUAAACCCUCCUGGCGCAUGAAGUGGUUCCAAGCGGCUUCGCCCCUUUUCUCCUCCAGGAAGGAAGCCCGUGGCUUGGUGGUAUCUUCCCGCCUUCCUGAGCUUUUGGUGACUGCGGCUUGCCAGGCCCACCGUCGGCCUAUGAAGCUGGGCCUGGAGACCUCAGUUCUGUUACAGCCCUACCUUCACACACACACACACACACACACACCACUGUCACACUUUCUUCUAGGGAUCUGGGAAUCAGCCAAGAAGUUCGCGCAUUGCUCUGGAUCCCUGGUUGAUUUUUUUCCGAGACCCCCAAGUUAAAACGAAGGAGGGGCUGUGUCUGGGACAAAAGGACAGUUCUUUCUCUCUGGCCUCCCCUCCCCUUUGCUCUCACUUCAAAUCCUCCUCUUUUCCGCCCUAUGGAGGAGGGGGAUUCAUUUCCGUGGGUGUGUUUGUUCCCUCUUAUAAACCUCACGAUCCCAACCUCAUUUUUUUGUCCCGCCAGGUUUUUCUUUUUUGCCCAUUCAAGUUCCUUUGCUUUUUUUUUUUCCUUUCUUCCUUCUCGUGCUGUUCUUCUGUUUGCUGAAUUACAGCACACGUCUCUAUGCAAUCUCGCCCGUGUUUGGUUUCUGCUUUUUGAACGUAAAGGUUGUGUGGAGAAUCUUGGCAAUUUAAGAGUGACGCCCCAGGUUGUUUCCUCCUGGUACAGCCGUUCAGAUGCACGCCAGUUAAAGUGCAUCGAAUUUAAGAGUUCAACCUUGUACUGACAACCACCGAAGCCAGAAUGCAUUAUUACAAACUGGUUAUAGGUUUUUCCUGAAAGGGGCUGGGAUAAAACCAUUCUAUUUUAUUCAUCUUAUCUUGUGAGACUUUUAAGAGGUCCGUUGGCCUCGAAGGGCGUGCUUUAGAGCCUGUUUUCAGAACCAUGAGAUCUAGAAACCUGAAGCUGAAUUCACACGGAAACCGAAUUCCAGACCUACUACGUAAAAUUGUACCUUAAUGCUUGUGGUUCUGCUCACAACUCGAUGUACUUUAGUUUAGUGCCUUACCAUGCGUUCCCAGAGGUGUGUUGAGGCUGCCUGAGCCACGAGUUAGAACUGACCCUUUGAAGCUGCUACAACACAGAGUUGAGGCCUCGACUCAUCCAGGUCUGUUUCAGGGUCUUGAAGAACCAUGGUUUCUGUGGGUUUGUAGUCUCUAGAGGCCGUUGCCUUGUUAUUAAACUCUUUCCUUUCCUUUGAAAGUUG
This is a messenger RNA of Pantherophis guttatus, 2304 nucleotides long. RefSeq names its product golgi phosphoprotein 3 like (gene GOLPH3L). Gene Ontology annotation, biological process: Golgi vesicle budding; Golgi organization; Golgi to plasma membrane protein transport. The record is from RefSeq and is a predicted model, not a curated record. Gene Ontology annotation, molecular function: phosphatidylinositol-4-phosphate binding. Gene Ontology annotation, cellular component: cytosol; trans-Golgi network; Golgi cisterna. Lineage: Eukaryota; Metazoa; Chordata; Lepidosauria; Squamata; Colubridae.